AUGGUAAAAAAGAACCAAGAAAAUCACACUGCUGGAGUCACGUUUACCCUCUUGGGCUUCUCAGAAUAUGCCGACCUCCAGGUGCCCCUGUUCCUGGUGUUCCUGACCAUCUACACGGUCACUGUGCUGGGGAACCUGGGCAUGAUCGUGAUCAUCAGGAUCAACCCCAAACUCCACACCCCCAUGUACUUUUUCCUCAGCCACUUGUCCUUUGUCGAUUUCUGUUAUUCCACCACAGUGACACCCAAACUGCUGGAGAACUUGGUUGUGGAGGACAGGACCAUCUCCUUCACAGGAUGCAUCGUGCAGUUCUUCUUUGCCUGCAUCUUCAUCGUGACAGAAACCUUCAUGUUGGUAGUGAUGGCCUAUGACCGAUUUGUGGCAGUUUGUAACCCUCUGCUCUACACAGUUGUCAUGUCCCCAAAGCUCUGUGCAUCCUUAGUGUCUGGGCCCUAUGCAUGGGGUAUAGUCUGGUCCCUGAUACUCACCUAUUUUCUACUGGAAUUAUCCUUCAGAGGAAAUAAUAUCGUAAAUAACUUUUUCUGUGAGCAUGGUGCCAUUGUUGCUGUGUCCUGCUCUGACCCCUACAUUAGCCAGAAGGUCACUUCAUUUUCUGCUACAUUCAAUGAAAUAAGCAGCCUGAUGAUCAUUCUUACUUCCUAUGUUUUCAUUUUUAUCACUGUCAUGAAGAUGCCUUCACCUGGGGGGCGCCAUAAAGCCUUCUCCACCUGUGCCUCCCACAUGACCACCAUUACCAUUUUCCAUGGAACCAUCCUGUUUCUCUACUGCAUUCCUAACUCCAAAAGCUCAUGGCUCAUGGUCAAGGUGGCCUCUGUCUUUUACACCGUGGUCAUUCCCAUGCUUAACCCUCUGAUCUAUAGCCUCAGGAACAAGGAUGUAAAAGACACAGUCAGGAAGUUAAUAAAUAACAAAUUAUUUUGUCACACAUUGUAA
Messenger RNA from Propithecus coquereli (Coquerel's sifaka), 954 nucleotides. RefSeq names its product olfactory receptor 5D18-like. The record is from RefSeq and is a predicted model, not a curated record. Gene Ontology annotation, cellular component: membrane. NCBI's taxonomy places the organism in Eukaryota, Metazoa, Chordata, Mammalia, Primates, Indriidae. Gene Ontology annotation, molecular function: olfactory receptor activity; G protein-coupled receptor activity; odorant binding. The transcript is spliced from 2 exons. Gene Ontology annotation, biological process: G protein-coupled receptor signaling pathway; sensory perception of smell. Bases 1 to 954 code for a protein of 317 amino acids.